AUGUUUCUGUUUGUUGAACGAGAAAUUCGUGGAGGUCUCAGCCAAAUUUGUUCGAAACGAAGAGCUAAGGCAAACAACAAGUUCAUGAUGCCUUCAUAUGAUUCAUCAAAGCCUGACUCAUAUUUAAUGUACUUUGACGUAAACAACCAGUACGGUUGGGCUAUGUCUCAUGCAUUGCCAUAUGGAGGAUUUGAAUGGGCCGACACUAAUCAUGAUGUUACAACCGUUGCUGAUGCUGCUUUAGAACGAUACAUUUUAGAAGUUGACCUAGAAUACCCACGACGCCUUCAUGAUUCCCACAAAAACCUAUCUUUCUGCUCAGGACACAUGAAUCCAAAAACUAUGAAACCUCCGACGAGAUCUUCUCAACCCACCAAGAUGAUGGCAAAGCUGAAUAAUAAGAAGAAGUACUUCAUCCACUACUGA
This is a messenger RNA of Phaedon cochleariae (mustard beetle), 426 nucleotides long. NCBI's taxonomy places the organism in Eukaryota, Metazoa, Arthropoda, Insecta, Coleoptera, Chrysomelidae. The record is from the annotation of a GenBank genome assembly.